AUGAAGGCUCAUGCUCGGGCAGUGAACGGCUCUCAUAACCUAUACGAAACGGAGAACCAAAGGAAUAUCACCAGUCGUCCUGGCGCGUCAGUACUGACCCGACCUCGCCUGAUCAGUCUCUCACCGUCUGGGAGUGUUCUCUCGUCAGUAACUGGCGAAACGUCGAGUGAAUUUGAGGACGCCUCUCACAGCUGCUCCCGGAAAGUUCAGAAGCAGCCCAAACGCAAGACACUGCACAUUAAAAAAGAAGAAGAAUGUGAAUUGGGGAGUAUCCCAACACGCAACACCAAAAGCUUUACUCGUCGCAAAAAAGAGUCACCCGAGGACGGAAUUCAUUGGGCAAGGCGCUUGAAAUCCGAUAACGCCAAUAAAGAACUUGAACUCAGCCAGCUCCGCUCGAACAUUGGCAUCAUAAGGGGCGAGAACAAACAGCUACAUGAACAGAUUCGGCAGCUCCAAGAGCGGCUCAAUCGUCACCGAGAAAUCAACCCAGCUGUAUUCGACCAGAACGUUGACGAAGUGUCUGUCACCGAAGUCAGGGCUCAACUCGAAAUGCUUAACUACUUAUUGGACCAUUUCUCUUCAUCGCUUCGUGCUACUGCUCAUGACGCAGCGGCCUCGAGUACGGCUCCCAACAAGACUCAUAUUCCACUUUCCUCGAACUACAAACUAUAUCAAGAUCGGCAGUCGAGGCUAUGCGAGGCACUAUUUGCCUAUGGUGAACGGAUGGAUUAUAGUGGCAUGAUUGUCGAUGCAAUUCUACAUCAUCUGCUUAUUCUCCAGCUCAACUUUCUAUACUUCUCUGGAGAUGUCCUUGCUAAAGCCUUUGACCCGGGUAACCUCCUCUCUGACAUACUCAAGAUUCUUGACAAAACAGAGUCGUGGUCUAUUGCUCAACGAUGGUCUUCAUUCGUUGCAUUAGCUGCCGCAAACGCCGAAGCCCCCUUCGUUCGCAAACACAACCAGAUCGUUGAUGAAGCAAAAGCCGACUUGACACAACUUAUCCUGGAACUCUUCGCCAUUCAGCACAGACUGCCAGUAAUGGACUUCGAACCUUUGCGAUCGCAUAUCCUCACUCAGCUAGCGGAUAUUCACAAGCUCGCAAUGCAACUUUGCCUCACAUUGCGUGGCGAUUUGCUUACUGUGCGUGCCAACGUCGAGUGUCCUAAGCCCUCUCCAACGUUUGGUAAUUUCCCUGCGUACAAUCCCGAAGAUAUGGCUAUCCACUGGCCUAACUUGGGCGAGCGACCGGGUGACGAGCUCAUCAGUGUGAUUCAUUUCGGGCUUACAAAAAGAAACUCAUCAGGAGAAAUGACCUUCAUAAUGAAGCCUCGCGUUCUCACUAUUUCACUGAUCCAGCGUUUUUCAGAAGGAAUCACAUUUUAA
Molecule: messenger RNA, 1386 nt
Organism: Mycena indigotica
Lineage: Eukaryota; Fungi; Basidiomycota; Agaricomycetes; Agaricales; Mycenaceae
Exons: 5
Coding region: 1-1386 (461 amino acids)
Source: RefSeq, a predicted model, not a curated record